Messenger RNA from Huiozyma naganishii CBS 8797, 2409 nucleotides. RefSeq names its product cullin RTT101 (gene RTT101). Gene Ontology annotation, cellular component: Cul3-RING ubiquitin ligase complex. The transcript has a single exon. Bases 1 to 2409 code for a protein of 802 amino acids. NCBI's taxonomy places the organism in Eukaryota, Fungi, Ascomycota, Saccharomycetes, Saccharomycetales, Saccharomycetaceae. The record is from RefSeq and is a predicted model, not a curated record. Gene Ontology annotation, molecular function: ubiquitin protein ligase binding. Gene Ontology annotation, biological process: protein ubiquitination.
AUGGAUGCUGCUGCUGCUUUAGAUCCCGUAUCGAUUCUUUAUGAGAAUGGAGUUGCAGGUCCUGCCUUAGCAAAAGUGGAUGUUUUCCUUGACAAGGUAUUUUAUACGAUUGAUGGCGCAGAUCCGUAUAAUUUCAGCGAAUCUAUUGCUGGUAUGCUAGAGUACCAAACGCGAUCACACUUUACCAAGAACGCGAGGUUAUGCAGGAUUGUGGUGAGCAGUAAAAUAUACGGAUCGUCGUCGACGAAUCCAUUGACUCAGAGUAAGGUUAUUGCUGCAUUUUGGAAGUACUGCCAAUUGAAACUACGACGAGCGAUUGAUUUGUUGGUAGCGAAAUUUGCACCCAUAAUGAAGAUUUGUAUAGUGGUUGAUCACAGUGCGAGGCCGCCCUUCGAUGCUAAACUUUGGGAAUUAUGGGCAAGUUUAUACAAGGGAUACGACACCACAAUGAAAGUUCUAUUUUCAGUAGUACCUUACGUGUUUAUAAAUCAUCGGAGAAUCGCCAAAGACAUCCCAAGGGAGAAGUCUUUUGAAUUUUAUUCUACGGGUGUACUAUUACAAUCCAUAAGAGAGGCUCUUGGGACCGAGGAAAUAUUUGAUAGAUACGUUGUCCAGCUGAUUGCUGAGAUGCGGUGUCUGGAAGUGGACAAUAACGAAUACUUCAGAGGUUUCCUGAAGACUCCCCUGGAGUUGAUAUACCAGCAUAACAUACGUGUUCAAGGUAGGCUUGUACAGGAAUUGUUCCUAAUGAACGUUUCGGAACAUUUGAAAAGGAGACAGAUGGAGGAGAACCAGUACUUUUCUAUGUUUACCUACUAUCACGAAGAGUUCUACAAUAAUUGCCUCUUGGCUAAGAUGAUAGCACCAUCUCUCAUGAAUUCGGUAUCUCAGCUGAUUGUCAACCAGCUGUUCCUGAACGAAGAGUCUCUCCCCAAGUAUUUCCAUCAGGUAAUAUAUAUUGGGCAAGACAUCGAUGUUUUGAGAUCAUCUGAGGCGCAAAAUUUCCGAGUAUUGGAGAAAGUGUUCUCCCUUUAUGGAAGACAGGAUUUUUUCAAAGAGGCAGUACGGCGUGUGAUUAACCAAGAGUUGGCUGAAGAGUCCAAAUCUUCCUCCAGAAAUCUAUUGAAAAUCUUCGAUAGGUUGCUCAUGUGCCUCAUUUUGCUUUCACCAUCGGAAGAUUGCCUCAAUAUAUUCAAAGAAUGCAUAUGCCAUCAUUUUGGUGGAGAGAUGAAAUUUAUGCAAACGUUUGUGAAAUUCAUUGAAUCAGAAAUGAGACGAUUGGCAGAGAAGGGUCCCGCAGGGCCAAAUCACAAGUUUACCGAUUUUGCUAACCGUUGGAGGACUACAGAUACCGUUAGGGAAAACUUGAUUACUUUUGCAAAAAAGUUGAAGAUGAAGGAGACCGUGCUGGACAUAUACGGGAACUCUCUCUUCCGGAAAUUUCUACUGAAUGGCUCGGCGCUUGAACGACGGAUUAAUGACGAAGAUAGGUUUGAAAUGAAUCUCCUUGACGAUUUCACCAAGACAUUUGGCCAAUGUGAUGAGAUGGACAGGUUAGCGGAUUUGAGAUACAAUAUCAAGAAGGCCAUGGAAGCUACGGUAGCUUUCGAACAUGCAAACCCGGCCAGUAUUGUCGAGCCGAUAGUUCUGCAGAGAAAUAAAGUCCCCGCAUUGUUCCAAACGAGCCAUAGCGACGAUCUAGCCGCACUGCGGUUACCGGAGGACAUGGAGAGGUUAUGGCAGGAGGCGCUGGCGUACGUCUCCGAGAGGGACUCGAGCAACAAACUGAAACAUUUCGAGCCCCAGUACCAUUUGCACCACUGCGAAAUGGAAUCUCUUUUUCUGGACCCGCAAACGGCGGCGCCACUCGUUUUACAACUAACCGUGUUGCAAGCAUGUGUCUUGGACGGAUUCAACGAGGAGGACACAGUGACUGUAGCAGCUCUCUCCAAGCAACUGAACGUCGAAGAGACCGUUGUACAGUCUGCAUUGAAUUCUUUUGUCGGUAUCGGCAUGGUUAUACCACCCACUUCUACAGCGGUGGGCGCUCCCAUGUACUCUCUAAACGCGGAUUUCACCCCGGACGUGACCAAAGUUAAAGACGGCAAGUUGCGGGUCACACUGCCGCGACCCUCGAAAGCUACGGGUCCACGGAAGCGGCUCCACCGGAGCGCAACCGCGGAACACCCUGAAGGCUCGAGCGCUGUGUGGCAGCGCGAACUAUUGAAGGCGGCGAUAGCCCGGGUACUCAAGUCGAGCACCGCAGGGCUGGACUAUGACGCAUUGCACGCCGGGACGCGCACGCAACUGCAAGGUUUCAGUGUAGGGGAGUUCAAGGACGCCCUGGAACUACUACAGAGGGACAGGCUGCUCUCAGAGUCCAUGGGCCACUACAAAUUGACCCUCUGA